AUGGCCUCAAUCGAUUCGGAAUCGUCACCAGCAUCGUCUUCUAAACAUUAUCGCAACCGAGUCAAAUCCGGGGCGGCCUCCGGGUUUUCGGCAGCAACGAGAUCCUUAAUUAAAGCCACGAACGAGUUCCAGUCGCGAAACACCGAUUCGAAAACCCAAGUCAUCCUUACCCUUAAAGGAGGUCUAGUGCCGAAUGUGAUCGUCAUAUUCUUCUACGACGGACCAGACCGACCUGCGGUAUUUGACCCAUUCCUUAACCUCGAUACCACCUUCUCUACCGUCAGGACUCAGACGUUCGCAUCCUGCCGCGGAGCCUUCCAUACCCUAUCCACAACCGGGCUCACGGAAGAUUUCACGACAGCAAUAUACAACGAGUCGAGCUUCUGGGGAAAUGGUAACCUACUGAAAGGCAUGCCCUUUCUGUCGUGCAGCUUAGAGCCCUUCCUUAAGUACGGGAAGUACGCGACCGACUCGGCCUUCCCCUACGCUGAUUCUCCCAUACCGCUUAUUGUGUACUUUGCAUGGGCCUCGUCCGAAAACGAUAAUUUUUGGAGGGGGGCAAUGCAGCAGAGCGUCGACCAUUUGACCGAUGUGGCGAAGGAGCAAGGCAUCUACUCCGCGGACAUGUAUGCGAACCCGAAUUAUUCUAUGAGUACGUACAGCGGCGGUCAGCUGUAUGGGCCGACGAACGCAGCGAGGUUGAGGGAUAUCCAGGCGAGGUACGACCCGAAGGGGCAGGUAGGAGGUUGGCGACGUCGGUGGAUGAGGGUGGUCGGCGGCUGCGAUGAGCUAAUACUCGAAGCUUGA
Drepanopeziza brunnea f. sp. 'multigermtubi' MB_m1 is the source of this 807-nucleotide messenger RNA. The record is from RefSeq and is a predicted model, not a curated record. Lineage: Eukaryota; Fungi; Ascomycota; Leotiomycetes; Helotiales; Drepanopezizaceae.